CAGGGAAACUGCUCUGACAAGACACAGAGAAGAGGGAUUCCAUUCAGUGCCGUGAGCCCCUGCAGAGAAAGACAAGAGACCUGUGGAGGAAGAAAAACUAAAGGAGAAAGUGAUACAAGGCUGAAGAUGAUUGUGUCCUGGCUGUUAGUGGUGGUUCUGAUGUGUGUGUUCAGCACCGGGGUUGGGGGGCAGUGCUGUGAGAUGUCCCAGUGUAAAGACUUCAACACAGAGAACAGGUUACUGGAUUGCAUCCACCUUUGCAAGUGUGGGUUCCAGGUUAAAUCCUCAGAGCCCAGAUCAGCAGUCCAGCAACCGGCAGAGAAGAAUCCCACCUUCGGAAUCCUGUUGACAGCCCUGACCUCAGGAGAGAAAGCCCUGGAGCCCACAGGGGUUAUUGCUGACCCUGAUCCCCAGAGUGACGAGAGACACUCCUACUCAAUGGAGCACUUCCGCUGGGGUAAACCCAUGGGGCGUAAACGCCGUCCCAUCAAAGUCUACAUCUCUAGUGUGGAAGGGGGAAAUUCCUCUAAAGGCAAAUCCAACCUGAAGGCACGCAGACAGCUGGGAAGCUUGAAGGGUAAUAUGGAGAACAAAGGUGCCCAUACUCAGGCUGUCCUCAGCGGGGCUGGGCUGCAAGACAAGAAAAAGAAUAUCACCUAUGUGAUAGAUCACUUCCGCUGGGGCUUCCCAUAUACAGCCAAGCAAAGGAGGGGAGGGAAAAUAGUGGAUUAGUGUAGGAAAGAAG
Molecule: messenger RNA, 745 nt
Organism: Esox lucius (northern pike)
Lineage: Eukaryota; Metazoa; Chordata; Actinopteri; Esociformes; Esocidae
Product: pro-opiomelanocortin
Exons: 3
Coding region: 127-732 (201 amino acids)
Biological process (GO): neuropeptide signaling pathway
Cellular component (GO): extracellular region
Molecular function (GO): neuropeptide hormone activity
Source: RefSeq, a predicted model, not a curated record